Molecule: messenger RNA, 2163 nt
Organism: Ciona intestinalis (vase tunicate)
Lineage: Eukaryota; Metazoa; Chordata; Ascidiacea; Phlebobranchia; Cionidae
Source: RefSeq, a predicted model, not a curated record
GGCGUUUUAAAGGCGUGUGCGUAUUGUUUUUUACUAAGGAAGUAGGCUUUUCACUAUUGCGUUCAGUUUAACUUUAUGGAUUUGUUACUAGAUAUAUUGUAAAGCUGCCAAUAGUGGAUACACCUAUAAAUAGUAUUAUUCCACUUUCAAAUAAGAUCAACAGAAUGUCGGAGACCAAAAAUCCGACGAGUCAGCAAAGCGAACCUGAAGAGUUGAAAUUAAAAAGACAAGUUGGAUUAGUUGGCGGCAUCAGUCUUAUAGUUGGGACAAUUAUUGGAUCUGGAAUUUUCAUAUCCCCCAAGGGAGUAUUCCUCAAUGCUGGUUCCGUGGGAGCUGGAUUACUUAUAUGGUUUUUCUGCGGAGUUCUUUCAACAUUUGGAGCUUUGUGCUAUGCCGAACUUGGAACCAUGAUCCCAAAGUCUGGCGGAGAAUUCCCUAUCUUAUUAGAAGCAUUUGGUCCCAUACCUGCUUAUCUAUUCGCUUGGACAGCUACAGUUGUUCUCAAGCCUUCAUCAUUGUGCCUUUUAUCGCUUACUUUUGCAAAGUAUGCGCUAACACCUGCUUAUGGCAACUGUGAGAGCGUCCCAGAAUCCGCCACAAAACUUGUGGCCGCUUGUUUGAUUCUCAUAGUUGUUUUUAUAAACUGUGCAAGUGUGAAGCUAUCAACAAAAGUCGUCACUUUUUUCGGCAUUGGAAAAAUUCUAAGCUUGAUUAUUAUAAUUAUUGCUGGAAUCGUACGACUUGGUCAAGGUUACACACAAAACUUCCAGAGUUCAUUUGAAGGGACCACACCUGGUGUACGUGAAGUAACACUUGCAUUCUAUCAAGGUCUAUGGGCUUUUGACGGUUGGAAUCAACUUAACUAUGUAGUAGAAGAAUUAAAGAAUCCUUACAAGACCCUACCUCGAGCUCUUGUUGCCUCCAUGUUAAUUGUAACCGGUCUCUACCUCUUAACCAACGUCUCCUAUCUUACUGUGAUGUCAUUAGAUGAAAUUUUGUCGUCAAAUGCUGUUGCAGCUAGCUUUGGCGAAGUUGUCUUAGGUUUCAUGGUUUGGAUUAUCCCGUUCUCAGUUGCAGCAUCUGUGUUUGGAACAUGUGUUGGUUCUUGCUUCACAGCUGGUCGUAUAUCGUAUGCUGCCGCAAGAGAAGGACAUUUCAAUCAAGUUUUAGCAAUGGUUCAUAUUAAACAUUUCACCCCAGCACCUGCAGUUAUUCUGAAUGGCACAAUUGCAUUGCUAAUGGUGAUUCCAAAUGACUUUGAUAGCUUGGUGAACUACUAUAGUUUUGCAACAUGGGCAUUCUACUUCACCACUUGCAUCACUGUUUUGUACUUUAGAUACAAAAUGCCAGAUCGACCUAGACCAGUUAAGGUGCCAUUACCCAUUCCGAUCAUAUUUUCUCUGUCUUCCUUGUGCUUAGUGCUUGCCCCAAUAAUAGAUGACCCACAAAUACAAUAUCUAAUUGCUGUGGUUACAAUCUUACUUGGACUUGUGUUUUACUUUCCAUUUGUGCAUUUUAAGUUGAAAAGCCAAGCAAUAAGAAAUUUCAACAUAUUUUUGCAGAAGACAUUAAUGGUUUCCUUACCUGAAGAAACUACCGUCUGAGAUAAAAGUUUUAUAUUUCGGUACAAACUGUAAAAGUUUUAUUAACUUUCGUUAAGAGAUUGUCUAAAUGGAUCUCAUGCUAUAUGAUAUACGUUCUAGCCAGCUUUUAAGUUACUUAAUGUUGUAACGCCUAGUGUACUACAAGACAUUGUGAAAAGUCUUUUGAUGUUUUGAAAUUGUAGUUGUGAUUAGCAGUAGCACUGUAUGUAUUAUUGUAUUUUCAUUUAAUACUCUCUCUGUGACAUUCUAAAACUGACUGAGUAUUGUAUUUUAUAUGGAUCUGACCAAUUCAUCUAAUAAUAUUUAUGUGACAUUUCAUUCUAAAACCGACUUAAAAUAUGUGUAAUGUGUUUUAUAUUUUGUCUGAUCAAGUUUCUAUCUUCCAAUCUCCCAAAGCACUAUCUUUACUCACUGUAUUAACUGUUUAAACGCAAAAUACUUCAAUGUGUGGAUGUUUUUCUUUGUCGAUUCUUCAGCGGAUUAUUUUAAACUCAACUGUUAUUUUUAAAUGACAUUGUGCUAUGCGUAUGUUAAAAUACAAUAAAUAAUGUGGUAUCUA